CAAAACCUGUACCCAGACAGACAUGUCACUUUACAAGUCACUUCAUGAUGUGAGGUAGCUCUUCAUUCUCCAGGGAGAAUAUUUACUAAACACCAGACAUUUGCUUAUAUUUCUACAAACUUCAGAAAUGAUCAGAAUCAACAACACCCAAUACUUCAACUUCCUGCAACAGGCAGAUGCUUUACGUCGCACGGGGUCACUCUGUGAUGCCAUAAUCUCAGUGAAGAGUCAAACUUUCAGGGCUCAUCGUCUAGUACUGGCUUGUGCUAGCAGAAGACUAGCACAGCAGUUAGCUCUAGGAGAUGUAGAUAGCCCAGUCCACUGCACGCUUGAGUAUUUCUCACCCCACACCUUCCAGCAAGUUCUAGACUUCACCUACACACAAACUAUGGAAGUGUCUGUGGAUGACCUCCACCUGCUAUUAAGAGCUGCUCAGCUGUUGGAGAUGGAGCCACUGGAGGACCAGUGCCGGAAGCAGCUGGACAAUCUCCAUUACAGAGCUAGAGAGGAGAACAAAAGUAAAGAAAUCAAACAUGUCAAGGAAGAAAAAGAAAGUGCGGAGCAGAAAUAUCAGAAGCAAAAAGGAAGUCCAAUUCAAGAGGAAAAAGAUAGAGAAACGUCUCCCCUAGUGGACAAGACAUGCAACAUCACUGUCAUGGAAAACAUUUCGCCCUCUGACCCUAGUAAGAACCACAACAGGCCACCAUCCCCAAGAAAGAAGUCCAGGCUGUCCCCUGCGUCAGCAACACCCUACAACAGAGACAGUGUUAUUACCAGGCCUCCCAGCAGCAGUUCCUCUUUCUCUUCCCCUUGGACAUUCCCUACAAACAUGUGGAACUCUGUGACCCUCAGGCGGAUAGCAGAGAACUAUUCAAACUUAGUUGCAACUCACCCCCUUCAGACCCCAAACCAGUCCUCUGUAGCAUACCCAUUCUCCUUCACCACUCCCCACAUGUUCCCCCUACUUGGAUCCCAUUUUCAAAGCUCUGUAAUGGGCUACUCAGGCUUUCAUCCGCGUUAUACACAAGGCCUUUAUGCUGGAUCCACAGGCAUGGGGAGUAUAAUCAAACAGGGCCUGCUAAAGAGAAAAAAACCCAGCCCAAGAGCAUUUACUGGGACCAUUCAAACCGGUGAGCCGAGUUACCAUGACGUACCCAAAGCCAGCACAGAAAGAGUUAAAGGCUGCCAACACUGCAGUACAAGCCCUGUUGGUGAUCCAGCAUUACAGCCGGCCUCCACACCAUCAGGUGAAGCCUGUGAAGGGUGUCAAUUCUGUGGAAGAGGAGAUGUUACACAGAAUGAACCACAAUCCCAUCGACAAGAACACAGAGGGGAAAAACCCUAUCAGUGCCAACACUGUCCCAAGAAAUUUAGUCUAAAACAUCAACUGGACACACACCAUAGAGUUCACACCGGAGAGAAACCUUUCGAGUGUCGUCUCUGUGGUCAACGCUCACGGGACUACUCAGCUAUGAUCAAGCACCUGCGGACUCACGGCGGGGCUGCUCCAUACCAGUGCACGGUGUGCCUGGAGUACUGUAGCAGCUUGGUCGCCAUGCAGAGACACGUCAAGAACCAUGCAAUGCAGGACUUCCCACCUGACUGGAGCAUCAACAGCACCUACCUGUAUACCUCACACAUCUGAGCCAGCCCUCACAGCAUAGACACCUCUGUCUACAUAAAGUUCUCAUAGGUGUAGCUUAAGUUUGUGCCUCUGCUUUAUUAUCGAUACAUUUGAGUAAUAGUACCCAAACAGUUGCCACUGUUUUGAAGACAUAAUUACAUAUGAGAGGCAUAAACUGGGGUUAUAUGUUGCAAUAACUUCUAUACAAACUGCUCUGUAUUCACAUUCACACCAAUAGAACAGCACUAAUUUCUAUGUUAGAAAAUGUACUUCACAUUAGAUCAUGUACGUGCAUUAAAGCCACAUGAACAUCAUCAUCGAAUGACGCAGGCAUCUUCCCUCUUACUUUCAUAAUUAUUAGACUGUUUGUUUUAACUUUGUAAGUUUGACCCAGGUGUAUAGCGCCCUCAUGAGGGUAACCACUGUAUUUUUUUUUUUUGUAGUGCUACUUACAAAUGCAUCACCAUAUGAACAUAGGGAUAUUCUGUUUUUGUUUUUAUUAAAUGUUGGAACUAUUUAAUAAUACUUACUAUGAUACCCCUUCAAUUAAUAUCGAAAUGUAUCUAUUUAAUCAUUUACAAUACUCUUGUUCUCAUACUCAAUUCUGUUAUUUUUACACCCAGAGCAAAAACAGAAAGAAAUGUGUGGGAGAAAUUCCUCCAGUAAACACAACUUUAAAUAAGAGGCUGCAAAUCCCUGAUGGCAACUUUAAAACAUUUAAUCUGGACUGUAUUUAUGCAACACUGACAAUAAAGAAUGUCGUGGGUGGAAGGAAAUGUGUUUUUGCAGUGACCUAGGUUUAGUCCAUUGAUUUAUUUAAUUUUAUUUGUCCAUU
Molecule: messenger RNA, 2459 nt
Organism: Larimichthys crocea (large yellow croaker)
Lineage: Eukaryota; Metazoa; Chordata; Actinopteri; Sciaenidae
Gene: zbtb32
Product: zinc finger and BTB domain containing 32
Exons: 5
Coding region: 128-1645 (505 amino acids)
Biological process (GO): regulation of transcription by RNA polymerase II
Molecular function (GO): protein binding; DNA-binding transcription factor activity, RNA polymerase II-specific; RNA polymerase II cis-regulatory region sequence-specific DNA binding
Source: RefSeq, a predicted model, not a curated record